UCUGUAUGCGGUUCGAUUUAUGCUCCAUCGGGAGUGUUUCGCGACGGGCAGAAGACGACGGUAUUACAUUAGGAGGAAAAAGCACCACCGAGAGUGUUCGCGUAAAGGUGAAAAAAAGGCAGGAGAACCAUUUAUUUGGGAUUUUAUUCUGACUGCAAUAUGUUGAUUUCGGCAGAAAAUGUGCUGUUUGCUUUGAAGUGCAAGUAAAUUGUCCGCCGGGAUUCGGUCAGUGUUAAGCCAUUGCUCCGGGCGCUAUAUUCUGGAAGUGUAGACCCGUGAUUCCCGUUAACCGUUCUCGUCCGAUGAGUAGGGAGUGUAUGCGUUCCGAGUGAAAAAAAAAUAGAGUAGACUUCCGAGGCGGACCAACCAAGCAACACAAUGGCAGGUGAUUUCUCUGGCUGUACGGCCCGCAAGAAGAACCGUGCCCAAUCGGUCGAGUACAAUCCGGCCAAGGUGGACAGCGGAGAAACCUCGAAGCAACAGACCAAUCCGCUGACCACCCGGAGCGGGUUGCGGGUGUACAAGAUUGUAAUUCUGGGCGAUGGCGGCGUAGGGAAGUCAGCCGUCACGCUUCAGUUCGUCAGCCACAGCUUCCUGGACUACCACGAUCCGACGAUUGAGGACUCGUACCAACAGCAGGCGGUCAUCGAUGGGGAGGCGGCCCUGCUGGACAUUCUCGACACUGCCGGCCAGGUCGAGUUCACCGCGAUGCGGGAUCAGUACAUGCGGUGCGGCGAGGGAUUCAUCAUUUGCUACUCCGUUACCGAUCGGCACAGCUUUCAGGAGGCGUCCGAAUAUCGGAAACUGAUCGCCCGGGUUCGACUCACCGAGGACAUCCCGUUGGUGCUGGUUGCCAACAAGUUGGAUCUGCAGUCUCAACGGAAGGUUUCGACAGAGGAAGGCAAAACGUUGGCGAAACAGUUUGGAUGCCCGUUCUACGAAACAUCGGCCGCUCUGCGGCAUUACAUAGACGAAGCGUUCUUCUCACUGGUCCGUGAGAUUCGGAGAAAGGAAGCGCAGAGGGACCUCAACGGUGGUUCCAGUUCCGAGAAGCUUCACUCCCGACGGCGCAGCCGCUGGUGGCGGUUGCGUUCGAUUUUUGCCUUGGUAUUCCGACGGCGCCGAAAUACGAUCGGUAACUAAUAGUAAUCGAAACUGCACAGACCGUAAGUACACGAGCUACUAAAAAAAAUCUACUAAAUGCACAAAAGUGUGGCAGCAAUCGAAAACCAAUGCAGCAUUCGAACCCGCUUUGAAAAGGAAUUGAAAAUUGACUUAUCAAUAGAGCAUCAUUCGUGUUGAGAAUUUGUGUUCCAAGUCGAAGCUGGGGACACGCCAAGCGACCAAAAAUUUAUAACUAUAACAGUUACAAAAUUUCCCCAAAAAAACAAAACUGUGCUAAGGUUCCAUGAGAAACCAGGAGUUGUUGAAUAUUUCGGUUAAGCUUUAGGAAAAGAAAAUUAACACAUCGAGAAUGUAAACAAAAAUCCAAUGUUGAGGCAGUGUGUAUUUAGAAUUAAGACUAGUACAGAGACAUAAGAAAAGAACAUCGAGACCGGGAGAGACCGGAGGUCCACUCGGGCAGUUCCUGUCAGUUUGUUAGAUUUCAUAGUGUCGUUAAUAGCGAUGAGAUGGUAAGAUCGGACUGGAGCAGAGACCGAAGAUUGUAUCAUACAGAGGAAAAGGGUAAUUGCCCAUGAUCAUAGCAUUUUUACUCGAUGUAGUUCACACACACACAAACACGUUGUUAAGAGUUAAGAAGGGUAGGAUCAACUGCCCUGAAAAGAGUGCUUUGUUGAGACGUUCAUUUUAUUAUGCUAAAGAGAGGAUUUCGUAGAACGAUAGUUUACCAAGCUGGACUAAUCCAAAAGAAAGGAGGAAUGAAUAAUAUAUUUAGGAGUUACACUACAAGAAUCCACUAAUUUCACAACAGUAUUUAUAAACGCAUUUAUUUAUUUGUUAACAAUAACAAUCUUUACAAUUGACUAAUCUGUGAUUUCCCAAGGUUCAAUCUUCUUUGCUUUGAAGGUAGUCCCUCCGCAAGGUACUACAGUUGCCGUUAGAUCUCUUAGUUCGUUUCAUUUUACAACCUAGUUCUGGAUUGUUUCAAGUUGAGUUACCAAACGUAAGAAACACAAACGCAUAAAGGCAGCAUUUGCAUUCAGUAUUGACGUAGGCAUAUAAUCCAAACAAUUGCGUAUUCAAACAGGGUUCCAACAUUGAAGCGUAGAUUUAUUACCAAAUAUUAAACAACCGAUACUAAAGAUAGAAACACAAUGUAUGGAUUACUGCUCGCUUCCACGUGAUAGCAACUAGGAAAAGGAUGAUAAGGAAGCGUAUGUUUUCUACACACAAAAAAAUAAAACAACAAAAAUCAAAAACACAAACAGCUCCGCUGUUUUGUGGUUCCCUUAUAUCAGAACAAAAAAAUCGGAUCAACUAGAAACGUUAGCUUUGUAUAGUGUAUAAUAUAG
Messenger RNA from Ochlerotatus camptorhynchus, 2474 nucleotides. RefSeq names its product Ras-related protein interacting with calmodulin (gene Ric). The coding region runs from base 379 to 1143 and encodes 254 amino acids. Gene Ontology annotation, cellular component: plasma membrane. The record is from RefSeq and is a predicted model, not a curated record. Gene Ontology annotation, biological process: Ras protein signal transduction. The transcript is spliced from 4 exons. Lineage: Eukaryota; Metazoa; Arthropoda; Insecta; Diptera; Culicidae. Gene Ontology annotation, molecular function: calmodulin binding; GTPase activity; GTP binding.